AUGUCUUCUAGAGUGAAAUAUGGCUCGGCUUUUUCCCCUGUCAUCCCUUCUAAAUCCGUCUUAAAUCAUCCUUUCUCCAUUAAAAACCUGCUCAGUCUCUGCGACGACCGACGAGGUGAAGACAACGAACAUAAUAAAAGAUUCGCCAAUCUUUCCCCUGCCAGCGAAAACACGGCAAGGAAAACACGCCCCGUGAAAGAGGGCACAGGUUUGAGUGCAGCACAAGGUAACUUCGAUCUAAACAGUGUCUGGCCGGCAUGGGUUUAUGCUACGAGAUAUUCGAGGCACGGUAUCCCUCCAGCAAACUAUGCAAACCCACGAAGGCCUCGCAAACCUAUCAAGAGACAGAAGCAACGGCCUCUUUUCUCGCCAGAACAGCUCCAAAAACUCGAAGAAGAGUUUGUCAACGAAAAAUACAUCUCCAAGUCUCGACGGUGUAAACUAGCCGCAGAAAUAAGCCUUACUGAAGCGCAAGUCAGAACAUGGUUUCAAAACAGACGAACAAGAUGGCGUAAAGAAGUACAUGAAGAGGACGACGAUCCCAGCUGGACCACGCACACUGGAAUGGCAAAAUAUGACGCUAGUGUCUUAACUGCUAACUGUAUGAUAGUACGAGGAUAUUGCUCAUCUUGAAACUGUGACUUCCACACAGAUGCAUUUACCCUCAUGAUUUUAAAGUCCUGUUAGUUACUUUUUCUCCGACAAUAACACUCGUGCAGUGCAGUAAACUGAGUAAGAAGAAUAUUUUUCAUCAAUAAAAUACAUGGCAAACCAAGGAUUUCCAGGCAAAAUGAAAGAUAGAAGACAAAAUUAUUCGACAGAUUAUGCGUGUAUUUUCGGGGUUUUUGAGCAAAUGAAAAAUCAGCUUAUAAAAUUAACUGAUGCAUUUUAGAUCGGUAAGGAAAUUUCCAGAAUGGGAAAUUAGAUUGGCAGCCGUGAUCACCAUGGAAAGCUGAUUAUCCAGGGCUGCUGGUUAAAAAUACGAGGCCUUGUACACGUAUUUCAAGGAGGCGAGUAUAUUCACUGUGGCCGUUUUAAUGAUGAAAGUUACAUUUUUUGUCACAGGACUCGGCUAUAAAACUGAAGUGCGGAAAAGCACAAUCUUAGGGAGUUCGCAUCGCACCAUCGAUGAUUUGUUUCACUCGAGUUAGUUCUUCUACCACGGUGUUAUUUCCAGACCAAUUGCUUGUCAGGUUAG
Messenger RNA from Pocillopora verrucosa, 1198 nucleotides. RefSeq names its product homeobox protein engrailed-1-B-like. Gene Ontology annotation, biological process: regulation of DNA-templated transcription. The record is from RefSeq and is a predicted model, not a curated record. Gene Ontology annotation, molecular function: DNA-binding transcription factor activity, RNA polymerase II-specific; DNA binding. Lineage: Eukaryota; Metazoa; Cnidaria; Anthozoa; Scleractinia; Pocilloporidae.